Dama dama (fallow deer) is the source of this 9404-nucleotide messenger RNA. It is a transcript of the gene BTBD3, whose product is annotated as BTB domain containing 3. The record is from RefSeq and is a predicted model, not a curated record. Gene Ontology annotation, molecular function: protein binding. Lineage: Eukaryota; Metazoa; Chordata; Mammalia; Artiodactyla; Cervidae. Gene Ontology annotation, biological process: cerebral cortex development; neurogenesis; dendrite morphogenesis. The transcript is spliced from 4 exons. Bases 4404 to 5978 code for a protein of 524 amino acids. Gene Ontology annotation, cellular component: cytosol.
CUGUUCAUAGUUUUAUUAUUAUUGGGAAUUGGAUGGAAAGAGAUAAAAGUGAUUGAACUUUCCGGCAGUUAUAAAAUUAUAUGAAAUCCACUGCUGUCAGCUAAUCUUUUAAGCUUGGCUUCUAAUCUUACUCACCAUUGCAUGCUCGACACCUAUUACACUGCAUGAUCAGCAUGUUGUAUUUUGAGAAUACUUUCAUAAAAAAUUGAUGGGCUUCUUGACUUGACCUAUUUAUUUACUUUAUUAGGGCAAAUUAACCAUGUCUCGUAACAGCUUUGAAAAUUCAGAACAUGUAGGAACAAAUGAUAUGCUAGACAGAAAGAAAUCUUAGAGGCGAAAUGUGAUGGUAGAUACCAGGCUGGUAGUCUUUAUUCUUCGACCCAGUGGGUGGUGUUUUUGGAUUACAGAUUCAAUAGAGGGGUUUUAACUAUUUGAGUUUAAUUUCAAGGGGAGUAAAGAAGUCAUUAUUUGUGUUUAAUAAAUAAACUAUAGAAAUAAAAGUGAUAUGAAUAUUUUGACUGUUCAAAUUAACCUGAGAUUUCCAUAACAUUUUAUGUUGUUCUGCAUCAUGAAUUAUUCUAAAAGACAGGUAUGGCUUCUGUUUAAAAAAAAAAAAAAAAAAAUGCAAACUCCCAAUCUUGCGUGCAGUUUGAGGGGUUUCAUGGGCUCCAUUAGGUUGAUGAAGCCUUGUCUUUUUCUGUAUCUGGUGGCUCUUAAUACAAAUUCCCAGUAGGAAAAAACCCUGGAUGUCAAGCGUUAGAAGUCCUUAGAAAUAAUCUAGACCAGUGUUUCUUCAACUGUGGUCUUUAAGCCAAGGGACUGUAUCAAAACCAAUAUUUAAAAGAAAAGAAUAAAACAAGAUGUCAGAGUGUUUCAUAACAUGCUAAGCGUAAGUUUUGUUUUGUAACCUGUGUUUUCAUUUGCGUAUAGAUCCGUGUGUUUAUGUGUGUCGGCACUAGGUCUGAAGACAAAAGUAGAUUUCUCACUGUGGGUUGAGGAUGAAGUCUGAGAAACACUCCUCAAUUCUGGAUGAACGUCCGCACCGUGCAGGCGCCUUAAAGGCUGGAUGGUUUGUUGGGACACUGUCCCCGCCUGCCCGGCCCGCACGCAUGCGCACGCGGCACCCGGAGCCCUGGUUUGCAGCGUCUCACCAGGACUGAGCCGGCUAUCUGACUGCUGAUUCUGCCUCAGCAUAGCGCUAAGUGUUUGAAAUACAGCUGUGAGGUAGAUUGUUUUUUAAAAUUAAGUUGUUCAUCUGUUCCGCACUUGGCAUUUUUUUUAAGCCUGAAUUUUUCCCACUAAUUGUCUCUUUCAUCACCCCUUUAAAAUAAUUUGGGCUUGAGCUUCUUUUCCUGAGUAUUGAAAAGUAUUUGGGGGCCUCUCCAUUGGCCUUCUCAGUCUGCACAUCUGAAUCAUAGAAUCAGACUCUGAGGGGCUAAUCAGAAUUUCAGAACAAGACAUGAAGGUUCAAAAUGAAGUUAUUUCGAAUUAUUUGUCCAUUCAUUUGAAAAUUGAAGGUGAUAUGUGGCCCCAGAUGUUGAUACCAAUCAUUGAGAAGACCUUACAACAUUCCCUUAAUCAUCUGUGUGAGGUUUUCUCAGACUCGAAUGUCAUACAGAUGACUUGGAGGGUUUUGUUGAAGACGCAGGCUCUGAUGCAGACGCUGGCUGAGAUGGAGGUUUCUGGCAGCCCCCCAGGAGGUGCUGCUGGUCCCUGGACCACACGUGCAGGCUCAAGUGCCAUAUAUUAACUGCCUCAUUAUCGCGGUAAGAAGAGGGAGCUCUCAGAAAGCUUCUGUCGUGGUUUUACUAGCAUUUUCAUGCCUUUCCAAAUUGGCUACAAAAAUUAAAAUGUCUUUCUUGUUUUUUAAAAACUGGAUUAGUUUUUGUAGUGAAAGACGUGUCUUUAAAACAGCCAUCUCCUCAGUCCCCACAUCCGAGAGGAAGGGCAAGGCCCCUCUUUGCAGCACUGUUCUAGAUGAUUCCAAUUUAACACACAUUUCCAGGCUUCUCUGCAAAACUUAAUUUUCUAAAUAAAGAGCAUUUUCUAAAAUAUUAUAUAAUUUUCUUUCUUAAAUUAUUACGUGUGUUUUCCCCUUUAUUCUAGCCACAUAAGAGCAGUGUUUUUUGUAGGCAUAGGUGAAGGCUGUUGAACUAUAUGCAAAAAAUGAAUAAAAACCACGAAACUACAUGCUUCUGUCUGCCUAUUAUACCUUUUUUAUUUUGUCCUUCCAGCUGCUGGUAAGUCUGUCUCAAAAACCUUCAUUUCCCUUCCAUUCUGACUGAUUACUUCUGACCUAAAAAGCCAGCUACUAGAUUUGUUAGAAGUACGCAGGGAAUUAAUCCCAGUCAAAAGGCGCUCCCUGGCUUGUAGCCUUUCCUGGGAGGGCGGUGGUCAGGAAGCGCAGUAGCGCCUGAGCCUGAGCGAGACCCUUUGGCUCUCAUUAUAUUCUGAGGAGUCAGCUCUGAUGGGAACUCACUCGUUUCUUCUCUGUGCCUUUCUCCGUGUGUGUGGCUCCCUCCCUCUCUCUUCCUCUCUCACACACACGCUCUGUGGUGAAGUGUGUGUGCGCGCACAUUCACGUGUGUGAACGUGCAGAAGCGGCGCCUCAGGGUCUGCAGAAGCAGGGAUGGAGAACCUGUGCUAAGGACCGUGGGUCUCUGUGCUCACAGUCGGUCCUGCAGUGGCUCUGUAAGCAGGUCUGAGAGUAACAUGAUGACAGCAAGGAGGGCAUGCCUCAAUGCACUUAGUGACCCAGGGUCCCAGGGACUUAAAGUCUGGUUUCCAGCGUGCGCUCUUCAGUAGACGGUUGGUCAUAACGGCGACCGAAGGGCCCGCUCCUUGGGCCCUCGCUGUCAGGCACCGACUGUUCGGAUGGCAGUGCUGCAGUCCUGGGCUGUGGUCCUGCAGGGGCGGCAGACGGGGCCGCCCUUGGGAGCAGCCAGAGUGCCGGGCUUGUCUCGUCAGCCCCCCUGGAGGUACCUGUGCGUGUGUGGAGCCUGUCCUUACUCAGCAAAGCUAGAAACUGUUGGAGGAUUCACGUCUGUGAAAACCACCCAGUAGUCGGUAUUAUUCUGAUUCAAAGCAGAGGGAACCUGUUUGCAUCUUAACUACAUAGCAUCAGAACAUACAUCAUUUUGCAUAGUCUUGUUAAUGACUGUGUGUUAGAAUUUGUGGAUUAUAUUCUUUAAAAUUGUGACGAAGCUAAAUGUAACCAUAACAUUUAUUUUGGAUUUUGAACAGGGCCCCAUUUCACAUAUUUUUAGUGAGUUGCAACCUUUAAAUGCUGAUUACCAGAUUGGUCUCAUUUGAAUCUUGUUUUUACAUUCAGAAUGUGUCUUAUGUUUGAGUGCAGCUAAACCUGCUAGUAUCAUUUUAGUCUAAUUAACAGUAUUUUGUGAUCUGGGACUCCUGUCAAAGUUCAUUAUAGGAGCUAGAAAACACUGGGAGGUAAAAUGAACACAUGACCUCAUCUCCUGUUUUGCACUAGACUCUAACUUGCAUUCGAAGAGACUAAAAAUGGAAAAAGAAAAAUUUCAUUCUUUUAUUACAUUAAGCUCUAAUAAAUAUGUUUAAUAUGACUUCUCUAUGUAUAAUCCCUUUUAGCUGGUAAAAUGGAGGGCUUUGUUUGAAGCACUAGAAACCAAAUGCUGCCAGGAGAAAGAUUUUACUAGAAACAUAGAGUAGAUAUCAGUCCCUAAGCUUUGUUAAUUGAUCCUGCUUGUUUAACUGGGGAAAUAAAAAUGCACGUCUGCUGAAGAGAACUCUGUGGACAUAAACUCUUCCUGUUUUCAAAUAUGUUUCAUAGGUGUUUAUCUUAUUUAAAUGUGCAGUCAUAUAGUAGCCAAGAGAAUGCAACUGCUGUUCCUUUAACGUCAGAACGAUGCACGCUACAAUAGGUGUCACUGUUUGGCUUGGUCCAAUCAUGGUUGGUGACUUCAGCUAUUGGCUCUGAGCACUGGCUGUCUGACUCCAUCUGCAGGGCUGUAAUACCUACUCUCCUCCGGUCCAUUCACCACACAACUUCAGCCGGCUGAACAGACUCACGCAGCUCCAGCACAUCUUGAUAACCUAAUUCAGAAAACAAGCACCACGGCUCUCUCUGCCUGUCGUCUCCUCUCAGUGUAGCGUUUUCAGGCGAUCUAGGAAACUGGGUUAUUUUUAUGAGCAAAUAAGAGAAACAGGAAUCAUGAUGGGGAUGUACUUAACAGACCCAGUACUGGAUAAAACUUAAAACCAGUGUCUCAUUCAACAUAGUAAAAAGGUCACCUUGCCUGCCUGAGAAAAGAAGCAAAAUAUCAGCUUGUUGGUUUCAGUUCUCAUCUCAGCUCGUGCUAGCCUCUUUUCCCCGAUGCUCGCACCGACUUGGGAUAUCUGGCUAUAAAGAGAGACCCACUGUACUCAUGGUAGAUGACAAGGAAAGGAACAUGAAAUGUCUCACCUUCUUCUUGAUGCUUCCAGAGACGGUAAAGAACAGGUCCAAGAAAAGCUCGAAGAAAACAAAUCCCAGCAGCAGCAGCAGCAGCAGCAGCAGCAAGUUGCCUCCAGUUUGUUAUGAAAUAAUUACCUUGAAGACUAAAAAGAAGAAGAAGAUGGCUGCUGAUAUAUUCCCCCGCAAAAAACCAGCCAGCUCCAGCAGCACCACUGUCCAGCAGUAUCACCAGCAGAAUCUCAGCAACAACAACCUUAUUCCCGCCCCGAAUUGGCAGGGGCUCUAUCCCACCAUUAGGGAGAGAAAUGCGGUGAUGUUCAACAAUGAUCUGAUGGCAGACGUCCACUUUGUGGUUGGGCCACCAGGCGGGACUCAGCGGUUGCCAGGACACAAAUACGUCUUAGCUGUUGGGAGCUCUGUGUUCCAUGCAAUGUUUUACGGAGAACUUGCCGAGGACAAAGAUGAGAUCCGUAUACCAGAUGUCGACCCUGCGGCUUUCCUCACCAUGCUGAAAUACAUCUAUUGUGAUGAAAUUGACUUGGCUGCUGACACGGUCUUGGCCACUCUUUAUGCUGCCAAAAAGUACAUCGUCCCUCACCUCGCCAGGGCCUGCGUCAAUUUCCUGGAGACCAGCCUGAGCGCCAAGAACGCCUGUGUGCUCCUGUCCCAGAGCUGCUUGUUCGAGGAGCCGGACCUCACGCAGCGCUGCUGGGAGGUGAUCGACGCCCAGGCCGAGCUGGCGCUCAAGUCCGAGGGGUUCUGCGACAUCGACUUCCAGACCCUGGAAAGCAUCCUCCGCAGGGAAACUCUGAAUGCCAAAGAAAUUGUGGUCUUCGAGGCCGCUCUCAACUGGGCUGAGGUGGAAUGCCAGCGACAGGAUCUGGCUUUGAGCAUUGAGAACAAGCGCAAGGUGCUGGGCAAGGCGCUCUACUUGAUCCGCAUCCCGACCAUGGCCCUGGACGAUUUCGCCAACGGUGCUGCGCAGUCCGGCGUCUUGACUCUGAACGAGACCAACGACAUCUUCCUCUGGUACACGGCGGCCAAGAAGCCCGAGCUGCAGUUCGUGAGCAAGGCCCGCAAGGGGCUGGUGCCGCAGCGCUGCCACCGCUUCCAGUCCUGCGCCUACCGGAGCAACCAGUGGCGCUACCGGGGCCGCUGCGACAGCAUCCAGUUCGCCGUGGACAAGAGGGUCUUCAUCGCGGGCUUCGGGCUGUACGGCUCCAGCUGCGGCUCGGCCGAGUACAGCGCCAAGAUCGAGCUCAAGCGGCAGGGCGUGGUCCUGGGGCAGAACCUCAGCAAGUACUUCUCGGACGGCUCGAGCAGCACGUUCCCCGUGUGGUUCGAGUACCCGGUGCAGAUCGAGCCGGACACCUUCUACACGGCCAGCGUCAUCCUGGACGGCAACGAGCUCAGCUACUUCGGGCAGGAAGGCAUGACGGAGGUGCAGUGUGGCAAGGUCACCGUGCAGUUCCAGUGCUCGUCCGACAGCACCAACGGCACGGGCGUGCAGGGCGGCCAGAUCCCCGAGCUCAUCUUCUACGCCUGAGCGCGCCGGCUCCCGCUUCCCGCUCGGCUCGGCCGCAGCCAGCCGUCGGCGGGCUGUUUGCAAGGGUCGGAGCUGUGCGGUUCUGAUUUCUCUCAACUUUUUUCGUUAUGUACAGGCAAAAAUGCAGCACUCAGCUUUUAACUGUAUGCCGGAAAGCCAAAUUCUUAGCAAGGCUUGUGGUUCUUAGAGUUGCAUCUAUCCACCCGGGGAGAUUGUGCAUUCUUCUCCAACUGCCCCACUGACCUCCCAGUUUAAGAACAUUUUUGGAUCACCUCAGAUUUCCUUUUGGGCUUUAUUUUGACAAAGAGAAAGAAAUACUCUAAAAUAACAGUAGCAAUUAUUUUUAAACGGAAAUCCUCCCUCUCCCCAAACAGAUAAACCUCAGUGUACAAUUUUGAAAGACAUUUUGCUUGAUAAUAAGUAAUAAUUUAGAAAGUAGACAGUAGUCAUCUUUACCUUCUUAUUUCCUUUUAAAUAUUUUGGGCAUUUGCUUUUGGACAUUGCUUUUUCUUAAAUCCUAAAUUCAUAAGUUUGUUAAAUUUUUAAACUGCAGCUGUCAAUGGAAGGUAAAAUAAGUAAGAAAUUGGAAGUUUUAGAUCACGACUUUUGCUACAAGCAAAUUUAUGUUCUUUUAGUUUAGAAGACAGGCAGUUCCAGUACAGAGGCUUCUUUUAAAAGUAACUAAAUUACAAAACUUUAUUGUCAGCUAGAGAAAAAUUGCAGGUCUGUUAAUUGAAACUAAAAUAGUCUUAAAAGGAAGCCUGAAAUGGUCCCACAUGACAAAUAGUUUAAUUGAUGGCACAUUGUAAUCCAGAGUUUGAAAAAGUCAAGCUCUUUUCUCCCUGCUUAGCUUCUGAUCCCUGCCACUUGCUGGUUUUCAAAAGUUGUACUGUAUAGAACUCCUGUUCCCCCAUUCCCAUGAAAAGAGGACCAAACGAUUUCUUCAGAUGAAUGGAAUAACAGUUAGUUUUGUAGUGCCACAUGUUAAUGUAAUAAGAUACUUUAUGCAUUGAUUUUUUUUUUAAUCUGAAAUAUAUUUUACCUAAUCUACUUUGACCACACUCUCUCUUCUUCGUUAAUUAUGAUUCUGUCCCGUUCCUGGACUGCUAGAAUAUGGCCUGUGACCAUCUGAACGAGCCAAUGUAUGCCUGCAGGGUUUUAAAAAAAAUGGUCUGGAGUGAUAAACUCGAUGAUAACUUAAUGUUCACUGCCUCAGCAUCACAUCCAGUUCUCUUUUUUUUUUUUUCCAUGGAUAGUGUAAACAAAGGAGGGAAAAGCUCAUCAAAACAUUCUCCUUCAGCAAAGGCUUGCGCUGGCUUAGUGCCCGUGACCCUAGUGGUGCCCACGGCGGUCGCUCCCAGUUGAAGUAUCCACGUGUUUCUGGGCAGCGUCUCUGCCCAGUGUGGUCCUGAGAUGGCUGCCCCGCCACCCAGAGUGUGGCCCCUGGCCGCCUCCUUCUCCUGUUCUGUGAGCCCGAAGCUGGCUCUGGAGCGGGGGCUAGUCCCGGGGUGGGUGUGCGCGUGGGUGCCCGUGCGCGUGCGCUGCGCGCCGGCGCAGGAACUGUCUCCUGCCGCCCGGCCCGCGGGGCCGGGACAGAAGGGUCCCCCUGCCGGGCCCGCCCGGCCCGCAGAGGACUGCCUGUGCUUCCGGGCCGCUUCUCCCCCUGUAGACGUGGGCUGCUGCUUCGGCCGGCUUCCCCGAUGGAGAAAAACACUGGAUUACGGAAGUGUUUUAAUCGUCUUUGCCCUUACUUGUGUCUGUUAGCAUGGAGGGUCAGAAGCUGUUACCAGUGAUUAACAGAUGAGUGCUCCCGGGACUACCUUCCAAAAUUGUCUAACAGUUAUUUCUUACUAGCAAGAUGACAGAUAGUAGUUGUGGCAAACCGUCUAUGAAACGGAGGUACGUUUUCAAUUAAAAAAAUACUUCUCCAAAGGGUUUUGCUUAUAAAUUCUGGUUAAACAUUUCGGUAACUCAUAGCUACCUUGCGUUCGGUAGACUAUAGACUUGCCUGAUUGGAAGGCACUUACGUAUAAGCCAGAGGAGAAGAAACUUUUCGGCACUAAUUUCAUCGUACUAGAUUGUUGUUGCCGGGGAGUGUGACAGCCUUGUUCACUCAGUAACACCCACGGCCAGUGCUCCUCUCAGUAGCUGCCCUCCAGAGGCUGGGGAACCGCUGGGUGAGAGCCCCACAAGAGCCUGUAUACUGAGUAUGGAAGAACUUGAUUUUAUGAUAAUUGCUCUCACUUGAAAAAGAAAAAAAAAAAAAAACACCGUCAUCUGAUUGGCUGUUGCCAAGAGCUGUGGUAUAAAUUUGAAGAUUGUAUUUAAGAAAAUGUUAUCUUUUAAAUUCUAUUCCCCCUUCUGCGUUUUCAGUGACAUGGAAUUAAGGCUAAUGUGCUUGCUUUAUUUUCUUUGGUAAUCUCAAAUUUUGUAGCUUUUAAAACUAGAAACCAUUGUUCUGACAAGGCAGGCAACUGUAGUGCAUAAACACGAUUUUAUGAAACACUGCCCUGUAGAUGCUUCUCCCCAUGUAUCUGGCAGUCUUUGUUGUCGUUUAUAUCCUGGGGAUAAGGGGAACUAGGCUAGCAGUUCUAAUGUAACAUUCUUUAAGCAUAUCUUAAUAUAGUAUUUAAGUAAAUGGUCUAAUUUCUACAUAAUUAUUGCACUGAAAUGUCUUUUUUUUUUUUUUUAAGGUGUCUAAAUAAGCUUGCUAAUUCAAGACACUAGCCAGUUGUGCAUCAGAGUGCUUGAAUUCAGGAGCUUACAGCAUUAUUUAUGAAGGAAAAAUAUAUAAAUAUGAAGUACCUCAUGUUGAAUGUUAUUGUACUGUAUUUUUAAUGUAACAGUGCAGAUCUUGUUAGACACAUGAAUGUGUAUAAUCAUGUUAAAUGCAAAUAAAAUAAAACCGGUUCAUAUAUUUGUCUUCCUUAACAUUUUUGUAGGUCCCUUAAAGUAGUAAAAAACCCAUUCUGCCAUUUUGGUGCCACUUAAACCUUUUACAGAGAUGGUUUUUGCAGGAGCAUUUGUUUGCCAAGUUACUCACGUAUCACUGAUCCCUAAAGAAGUAAAAAUCUGGUAAAGAAUAAUAGAAUAAUGAACAUGUUAAUCAGUUGCAUUGUUGAAACCCUAGUGUUAAGUCGAUGCGAGAGUGAGCGGAUGCGCUCAUGUUCCAGUUGCGGAGUUUUGCAGUCGGCUGGCAUUCUGGUGUUAGUUGCUCACAGACCUGUAGAGCUGCCUGAGCUCACUGCUGCCGACAGCAGAUCACAUCUAGCGUAAGCGUGGCCAGUGCUGCUUACUCCUGCUGUUAUAACAGCUUACAUUGAGGAGUAAAGAUCAAUGUGAUGUGACAGUGAUGAAUAUAAUUUUAUGUCCUCAACUGGUUUUCCAUUAUAUUUCCCGAUAUCAAGUACAUUUAUAUACACACAU